This is a messenger RNA of Schistocerca gregaria, 1123 nucleotides long. Its product is annotated as 50S ribosomal protein L15-like. Lineage: Eukaryota; Metazoa; Arthropoda; Insecta; Orthoptera; Acrididae. Gene Ontology annotation, biological process: translation. Gene Ontology annotation, cellular component: mitochondrial large ribosomal subunit. Bases 76 to 975 code for a protein of 299 amino acids. The record is from RefSeq and is a predicted model, not a curated record. The transcript has 3 exons. Gene Ontology annotation, molecular function: structural constituent of ribosome.
AACAUUGAGAGGGCAGACAACAUACGCUCUACAGAUCAAAGCGCCAGUUUGUCCACCCUUACUCUUAAUGAACGAAUGGCUUUGUCAGUCAUUGGCCAUUUAUGGCAACGGUGUAUCAUAGCACCCAAAUCAAACACAAGACCGUCUUUUUUAAUGCUCCGGCGCUUUCAUCAGUCUGUAUCUCCUCGAAUUUCUAUGAAUGAUGUGUAUCUAAAAAAUGUCGAAAGAAACAGAAAGGUCAUCUCGCUUUUGAAUACGAUCUCCGACAAUCCCGGUGCUCGAAAGAAGAGACAUAUUCUCGGGCGCGGCAUUGGCUCUGGUCGUGGAAAAACGUGCACGAAAGGACACAAGGGUCGUAAAGUGCGUCAAGGCGGAAGUGUAAAUCUGGGCUUCGAAGGCGGUCAAGUCCCUUUCUAUAAACGAUUUCGCAAGCAUGGAUUCACCAAUCGAGCCCAUAAGCGUGUCUAUUCUCCUGUAUCUCUAGCUCGCUUGCAGUUUUGGAUUGAUACAGGCCGCAUUGAUCCCAACCAGAAAAUUACAAUGAAGACCCUAAUUGAUUCGAAAUGUGUUGGAAGACUUCGAAAAUUACAAGUGGGAAUCAAACUUGUUGGAGAUGGUGCCGACUGGUGGAAGCAAGCAGUUGACAUUGAAGUAAGUCAAGCUUCUAGCUCUGCUAUCAACGCCAUAAAGCGAACGAGUGGAAAAAUCACUUUGGUUUAUUAUAACAAGACGGGCCUUCGCGCCCUACUAAAACCCCAUAAAUACUAUCCGAAUACUAAAAGGCGAUUUCCUUAUCUGCCCCCCCCACCUGAACACAUCAACAAAAAGUUGCUGCACCCUAUGGUCCAACCAUCACAGUUUCCUCAAUGGAUAGAAGAGCAAGCACUUUUAGCACAGCAAACCCAAAAAUCCCGCAGCACCGCUUCUGCUGAUGAUAAUAAUGAAACUCAAGGAGACGUAAAUCCAGAAGCCUAGUGCUUUUCAGCGUAGAUCCUUCACGUGAAUGGAAAUUGACGUUAUCGAAUUCCUUACGGUUUCAGGAAAUGAAAAACUACAAUUACCUCCUGCUUCUAGUUCUGUAUCAAUCAAUAAAAUAUGCUUCUGCCUGACAUUAUCUUCUAUA